This is a messenger RNA of Lasiosphaeria miniovina, 3479 nucleotides long. RefSeq lists its product as uncharacterized. The transcript is spliced from 2 exons. The record is from RefSeq and is a predicted model, not a curated record. Gene Ontology annotation, molecular function: lipid binding. NCBI's taxonomy places the organism in Eukaryota, Fungi, Ascomycota, Sordariomycetes, Sordariales, Lasiosphaeriaceae. Bases 138 to 3062 code for a protein of 974 amino acids. Gene Ontology annotation, cellular component: endoplasmic reticulum.
UAGCAGCUCACGAGAUGCAACGGUCGAGGCCGAAUUGCAGCUUGGAUCGAUGCCAUCAGGAGCGUUCCUCUAGCUGAGCAGGUAGCAGAGCCAUCCCUGCUGCCGCACAGCACCAAUUGCAACCAACUACCCCAGCCAUGACAAUGUCCUGGUUUGCUUUCCUCCUGACCUACAUUGUCGGCGGCAUCACAUUCAUACCCCUCGUCGUCGCUGCCGUCUUGACGCACGCCUACUUGACUUUCCCCAACUGCGACGAUGCCAGCCAGAAGAACGAUGCGGCCGGCGACGGCGACCUGGUCCAGCCUGGCGAUGACGUCGACGGCCUCAAGGCAGCUCAGAAGGACGACACGAAGAGCCCACGAACCAACCACCACGACCCGGACGUAGCCGCUGGCUAUUUCGCCGUCUGCCGCGAGUACACACCUAUGGGCAUCAAUGCUAAGCCGAUAGAGCGGUCCACGCCCGUCGGUUCCGCCACGGUGGCGGCCCCGAGCCCCAGCGUCUAUCAGACCAUGUACCGCAGCAUCUUCGAUCGAAAAACUGGGCCAGGUCCCCUGGACAGCAAAACGAGUGGUAGUCAGCGCCCCAAGAAGGCCGGCAAUGUUUUCUAUGUGGUCCUAAGGCAUGGCCACCUGAUGCUCUUUGACGAUGACGAGCAGCUCGAGGUACGGCAUGUCGUAUCCCUAGCCCAUCACGAUGUCAGCAUAUACUCAGGGGAGGCCAAUACGCCGGAGGGGGAGCUGUUCAUCAAGCGGAACGCCAUCUGCCUUUCGCGGAAGACGGAUGGGGCGGAACUGGGCCCAGACACGCAGCUCUCCAAGCCCUUCUUUCUGUUCUCGGAAAACUGCUCCGCGAAGGAAGAUUUCUAUUUUGCGCUGCUGCGAAACCAGGAGCAGUCAUUUGCUGCGGGAAGCAAGCCGCCGUCGCCUCUCGGCUUUGACGUCAAGAACAUAAUCUCGCUGGUGCAAAAGCUUCACUCGUCUGAGGAUCACAUGCAGACCAGGUGGCUGAAUGCCAUAAUUGGUCGGGUAUUUCUAGGUGUCCACAAGACGAAGGACAUGGAGAACUUCAUUAGAGAAAAGCUCACCAAAAAGAUUUCACGAGUCAAGCGGCCAGCAUUCCUGUCCAACAUCGCAAUCAAGGCGAUCGACACGGGGGAAUCCGCGCCCUACAUUACUAACCCUCGCCUUAGGGAUCUGACAGUCGAGGGAGAAUGCGGAGUCGAGGCUGACGUGCGCUACACUGGCAAUUUCCGUAUCGAAGUUGCUGCUACCGCCCGCAUCGAUCUAGGUUCCCGCUUCAAAGCCCGAGAGGUCAAUCUCGUGCUUGCCGUCGUUGUCCGGAAGCUGGAGGGACACAUGUUGUUCAAAAUCAAGCCUCCCCCCAGCGACCGACUUUGGUUCUCGUUUCAGCAAGCUCCGAAGAUAGAGAUGACUAUCGAGCCCAUCGUCAGCACUCGGCAGAUAACAUAUACUGUCAUUCUUCGUCAAAUCGAGAACAGGAUUAAAGAGGUGAUCACCGAGACGCUUGUGCUGCCAUUUUGGGACGAUAUGCCCUUUUUCAACACUGAGCAAAAGAAAUGGAGAGGUGGCAUAUUCCACGAUGACAAAGUCGACACAUCUGUCGACCAUGAAACGGCUGUUGCACAGGACGGUAACUUGGAUGAGGUAGACCGAUUGGAGGAGAACCAGGCUAUUCAGGAAAGCGAUGUACCGUCAAGGGAAAAGAGCCACAGUGUACCUGUACUCGAAAAGAGAGCGUCGGGUCUUUUCUCGAGACUAUCGACCAAGACCAGACCUGACCAUGCGUCCCUGCAUUCGGCAUCCUCGACGAGUAUCGAUAUAAAAAGCGAGAGAGCCGAGAGCAAGACAGGCACUGUGGUGUCGCCGCCUAUCUUCUCUGGCUCUUUUGUUCAGCCGUCAACUCCCACUGUCGAAACUGAUACCAUCCAUGCUGAUCUUUUUAAACCCUCGUCGUCACCCCCUAAUGAGAGUCCAGCUGCGUCUGCUAUGGCAUCGAUCUCAGCGAAGUCUCUGUCUUCAUCUCCCGCUCAAACCCCUGGCUUAAGUCCCUUCCGACCCUAUAUUACCUCGAAAUCGUCUAGCCAGUCGUCCGCUUCCUCUCGGGAAGCAAUAGAUGCAGACGGCGUAGACCGGACGCCCCAGCCACGACGUAAUACUGCCUCGUCAACUGAAAGCCGGGAAGACAGCGGGGCAAAAUCCCCGACACUUUCUGCGAGGGGCUCUGUUAGGGGCCAUACAGAGUCUCACACUCACAGGAAAGGGCUGUUUGUCCAUCACGAUACCUCGCCGAAUCCUUCCCCAGUGGGCUCCCCAGGUCCCACUGACCUGCAAAAACGGACUGCUCUAGCUGCUGUUACGAAUGCGGCCGCAUCUACCGUCAAGCGAUGGGGUCUCAACGCCCUACAACGGCGGAAUAACGAAGGAGGGUCGAUCAAGAACUCACCGCCCAUUGGAAACGGAUCUCCUGUGGACCUAAACCAGCCUAUGGGGCGCGGGCAGCCGCUUCCGCCCCCUGGGAUGCCUCUACCGAUGCCCAACAAGAAGUCACAGACAGCUCCAGUUCCAGUGCCCAAGCGGAAGCCCGUCCCUCCACCGUCGCCGAAUUAUCAAGACGAGGAAGCGGAUCACAAGGUUGAGCGUCGCCCCGUGCCACACCCACCUCUUCCCAAACGGCGCCAGCUUCGGAGCGAGCAGCCGGACGAGGAUAACAUGCUCGUGGUGGCCGCUCCUGCGGACUCUGAGCCGACAACACCGCUCAGUGCGUCACACAGCCCUUCGUACAUUCAGCCGUGGGUUGAAGACAUGGAGGGCAACGGGUUAGACGCACCGACGGGCGAAGGCGGCGUAACAGCUCUGGGCCUUGUCAACCCAAAGUCGUCGCUGCGUGUUCACAACCCGCAGCAGGAAGAAGAGGACCAGGAAUUCCAGGUGCAAGAACUUUCCGCGGGUGAUGAUGAUGAAUAUUCGGCGUGGAUGGACGGUCUGGAGCCCGAGAGCGAGGAGCCCGAGGGUGAGGAUACUGGUCAACCAAACCAAUGAACGUUUUUAAUGGCAUUUUCUUUUCCUUCGUGGCAUUCAUGCCGCUUUGCGGCGGGUUCUGGCUGGGGCUGGGUGGUGUACAUCUUUUUGCUAGCGAGUAUCAAGUUCAUUCGGCUACUGCUACUCCGGAUCGAGCUGGAUAAUCGUUGUGGGUAAGCGAGCUUCUUAGGUAGGUGGGUGGGUGGGUAUAGUACCUCGGAAUAUCGGUAGAGAGGUCAACUUCCUCUUUUCGCGGAGUUAGCGCGGCGCAUCGUUUUGGUUUUUUGGGUCUGUCAUUUUACGCAUGGUUCACAGUACUAUGCUUGCGACGGAAGAAUUGUUUAAGGGCUGAGGCUCGGGUCUAGAAAUAUAUAUGGCCGAGUCCACUUGACCGUUUUCAGACCUCAUUCUAGGACCCCGGGUCUGGGGUUUCUCGCC